AUUCCAGUAACCAUGGGCGGCAAGAACAGCAAACCCGAGGCUGAAAAGAUCAUCGAUGGCAAGGCCAUCGCCGCGACCAUCCGCGAGGAGAUCAAGGUGGAGGUGGCGGAGCUGAAGGCCAAGUACGGCAAGGCUCCCGGCCUCGCCGUGGUCAUCGUGGGCAACCGACCCGACUCGCAGACAUACGUUCGCAUGAAGCGCAAGGCGUGCGACGAGGCCGGUAUCGUCUCCUUCCACAAGGAGAUGCCCGAGGACUGCAGCGAGGAGGACGUGCUGCAGGUCGUUCGCGACUUCAACGCCGAUCCCGACUGCCACGGCAUCCUCGUCCAGCUCCCGCUGCCCAAGCACAUGAACGAGGAGAAGGUGCUCGCGGAGAUCUCGCUGGAGAAGGACGUCGACGGCUUCCACCCUCUCAACAUCGGCAAGCUCAGCAUGAAGGGCCACGAACCGCUCUUCAUGCCCUGCACCCCCAAGGGUUGCAUCGUGCUGCUGGAGCGAUCCGGUGUGGAUCUCAAGGGAAAGAACGCGGUGGUGGUCGGCCGGUCCAACAUCGUCGGCAUGCCCGCCGCGCUGAUGCUCAUGAAGAAGGACUGCACCGUGACCGUGGUUCACUCCCGCACCAAGGACCCGGCUGAUAUCUGCCGCAGGGCCGACGUCAUCAUCGCCGCCGCGGGCAGCGCGCACAUGGUCAAGAAGAACUGGAUCAAGAAGGGAGCCGUGAUCAUCGACGUCGGCACCAACUCCGUGCCCGACGCGACCAAGAAGAGCGGGUUCAGGCUGACGGGAGACGUGGACUACGACGAGGCGAUCAAGAGAGCGGAUAUGAUCACCCCGGUGCCGGGCGGCGUGGGGCCCAUGACCAUCGCCAUGCUCCUGUCCAACACUCUGGACUCCGGCAGGCGCUCCAUCGCCAACUGAGAGCCGGGCAAACACGAUAUUCUUUUGGUCCCCCAAGCGGGACGCGCGACACCCAUGUGAUAUCAUAGGUUGAGUUUGUGAUGCGAGGGAUUCACUGAUAC
Messenger RNA from Micromonas commoda, 1019 nucleotides. RefSeq lists its product with no specific name. Gene Ontology annotation, cellular component: cytosol. The record is from RefSeq and is a predicted model, not a curated record. The transcript has a single exon. Gene Ontology annotation, biological process: tetrahydrofolate interconversion. The coding region runs from base 13 to 918 and encodes 301 amino acids. Gene Ontology annotation, molecular function: methenyltetrahydrofolate cyclohydrolase activity; methylenetetrahydrofolate dehydrogenase (NADP+) activity. NCBI's taxonomy places the organism in Eukaryota, Viridiplantae, Chlorophyta, Mamiellophyceae, Mamiellales, Mamiellaceae.